AUGAGCUCCGCUGAUUUUGUGGGGGAUCCACUCAUUCGCAUCCAGCAUCUAGUGGGCGCCGCCAAGCAUGAGUGGGUGUCUGGUACUAAGAUCUCUGUCACAUAUCAGAUUCGCGCUGCCCAGCAGCGUUAUGAGAAUGCUGGCCUAACCAUUGUCGCCCACAAAGGCCUUGGGAAUUGGAAGGUCAAGCACUGGUAUAAGAAGAUUGAAGGUGUCUGGAAACUGGCCGAUGCGCGCCCGGAAUGUAUUGGACUGGGUAUGAUCUUUCCAAGAUACAUCUGA
Penicillium argentinense is the source of this 282-nucleotide messenger RNA. Its product is annotated as Scytalone dehydratase. NCBI's taxonomy places the organism in Eukaryota, Fungi, Ascomycota, Eurotiomycetes, Eurotiales, Aspergillaceae. Gene Ontology annotation, molecular function: scytalone dehydratase activity. Gene Ontology annotation, biological process: melanin metabolic process. The coding region runs from base 1 to 282 and encodes 93 amino acids. The record is from RefSeq and is a predicted model, not a curated record. The transcript has a single exon.